AAUUUCGUGCUUUAUAAACUAAAAUUUAAAGUUUUAAGAUUUCAAACAUAGAAUUCAUUUCAAAAUCAUAUCCAUUAUUAUUUGUUCAGAAACUACAUUUUUUUGGAUAAAGCGCAAGGUUACAACUUGAAAUUGACGUGGCCGAAAAACCGUCAGCAGAUACGUUCAUUACUUCAAUAUUUGUCAACACUAGUAUUGAAAACAGCAUUCUUUCAACAUGGUGCUGCUUGCUGCAGCUGUAUGUAACAAGUCUGGAAAAGCGUUAAUUUCCCGUCAAUUUGUGGAAAUGACAAGGUCCAGAAUAGAAGGCUUGCUUGCAGCUUUUCCUAAGUUGAUGAGUUCAGGAAAACAACAUACUUUUGUUGAAACAGAAAGUGUGAGAUAUGUGUAUCAGCCUCUUGAAAAACUUUAUGUUCUGUUGAUAACAACAAAAGCUAGCAACAUACUAGAAGAUCUGGAAACAUUACGUCUGUUUGCACGUGUGAUACCGGAAUACUGCAGAAAUAUGGAGGAGGCUGAUAUUGGAGAUCAGGCAUUUUCUCUUAUCUUUGCUUUUGAUGAAAUCGUAGCUCUAGGUUAUAGAGAAAAUGUUAAUCUUGCUCAAAUCAGAACAUUCACUGAAAUGGAUUCACAUGAAGAAAAGGUUGCAAUAUCUGUUAGAGAGACACAAGAAAGAGAGGCUAAGGAAGCAAUGAAGAAAAGAGCCAAAGAAUUACAGCAAGAGAGAAAAGAAGCUGGUAGAUCAGGGAAAGGAAUUGGUUAUGCAGGAGGCUUUGGUAGUUCUUCAUAUUCAUCAUCAUCUUCAUCCAGAGACAUUAUUGAGCCUACACCAUCAGCAGAAACAAAACCAUCAUACACAUCUGUACCUAGUAAACCAUCUGGAACUGGCAAGGCUCUUAAGCUCGGCAGUAAGAAGAAAGAUGUUGAUACAUUUGUUGGACAGUUAGAAUCAGAAGGACAAAAAGUUGUCAGUUCAGACACAUCAGUAUCAUCAACGGUAGCCAAAGCCUCUACACCAGCUGUUGAUCAGGACGGUGUACACAUCGUAAUGGAAGAAAAGGUUUCCUUAACGGCUGGCCGUGAUGGUGGACUACAGAGUAUGGAAAUUCUUGGUAUGGUCAAGGUCAAAGUCAACGAUGAACAAUAUGGUCGCAUUAAAGUACAAAUGAUUAAUAAUGAUAAAAAAGGAACACAGUUACAGACACAUCCCAAUGUGGACAAGAAAAGAUUUAGUACAACAUCCAAUAUUCAGCUGAAAAAUCCAGAAAAACCUUUCCCUCUGCAUCAAGAUGUUGGUGUAUUAAAAUGGAGAUAUACAACACAAGAUGAAUCUAAUAUGCCAUUAUCAAUAAACUGUUGGCCAAAUGAAACAGGAAAUGGCUGUGAUGUAAAUAUAGAAUAUCAGUUAGAGCAACCACAACUAGAAUUAAAUGAUGUAACAAUAAAUAUUCCUCUACCGACAGGUGUAGGGGCUCCAGUAGUCGGAGAUUGUGACGGGGAAUAUAAUUACGACAGUAGAAAGUCAAUGUUAGUGUGGAGUUUACCUGUUAUAGAUGCUUCCAACAAGUCUGGCAGCUUAGAGUUCAGUAUAGCCGGUCAUCCUGAUGAUUUCUUCCCUGUCCAUGUUAACUUUAUGUCCAAAAAAUCUUACUGUGAUUUACAGAUAUCUGAUGUCCGAUUAAUAGAUGGAGAACAGCCUGUAAAAUAUUCAUCGGAAGUUAUGUGUUAUACAGACAAAUAUGAAAUUGUAUGAUAAAUAUGUGAAAACUAAAAACAUUUUAUGUAAAUUGGGACUUGGAAGAGAAAGACAGCCAACCAACUGCCUGUUUAAAGUGCUACAAUGUCUAGAAAUUUAAUACUAUUCUGAACAAAAGAAUUUAGACCUAAUUCAAUGUUGGCUGGCUAGAUAAAGUGAAUCAUGGAAGAGGAUAUAAUAUUUAGGAGACUCAAAUUGUUGUUCCUGCAGCACAUACUAAUUUUGUAACAUUGGUUUUUGGUUAAAAAAUAGCUUGUUAAAAAAAGUUUUGUUACAAUGGCAUAGAAUAUAUAUCACAUCUAUUACAUAGACUUGAUACAAUCUGUAGAUGACCAUUCCUGUUUUAGAAGUCUUUUCAUCAGAAUGGAGCGUUGAUAUUUGUGUAGGCAUUACUGAGGAGCACCAUAUAAUAAUGAAUUGUUGUCUCAAUUUGUAAUUGAGUUUUUGUGAAAACUGUUAAACAUGUUAAAUAGAACUGUAUUUUAUGAGUAUAGAGUUAUAAACACUUACAUAGAAAAAAAAUCUAAUUUUUGUCAAAAACUAAACUUUAAAAGAAAUGUUUUAAAUAUGUUAAAACUUCAAUAAAAUGUGAUUCAUGGUUCGAAGGAUUAUAUGAAUUCAACAGAAGCAUCCAAAUAUAUAUGUAUGUUCUCGAGAUAGUAUUUAUAAUUCUAUAAAUGUUUCAUAAAUUCCUAUAUGUCUUUUAUCUUUCACUUUACAGACCUUUAGAUGUAUAGAAUUAAACAAUUUCCUACAAAGACAAAACUAUGAAAGUUGAAUUGCAUGUAUGUGUAUAUAACAAACUCACUUUAAUGGUUAGGAAUUAACUUUUAAAGGUUGUAAUUUAAACUAAAUUAAAUGUGAAGUCCUGAGGAUUUGUAUUUAAAGUUUUCUUGUAUAAGACAUGGUGGGUAGAGUUUUGUAACAAAAUUAUAUGAGGGGAUGUUGUUAAUUAUCAUUUUCCUGUACAUUAAAUGGUCAGGUAUUUAUAGACAUAGAAAAAAUUACAAAUCAUGAUCUUGACUUGAGAUUUUGGUAUAAGAAUCACAUUUAUAUUUAUGUGUCAGAGUAUGUUUCUACUUACAUAUGUUGUCUGAUGAUAGGACCAUUUUACUUUCAAAGGACAAGAUGAGAGGUUGAUUUUUAUCGAUAUUUUGUUCUGCAAUAUCUUUAUAUUUAGAAAUUACUACUCUAUUUUCUUAAUGGUUAUCUGAUUUUUUGUUAUAAAAAUAUUACAGCAUUGGAAACAUCACAUUAAAUUUGUUUUCAACUGAAAAAACAAAAUUGAUCAAAAUACAACCAUAUAUGGAUAAGAUUUAUCUACAAGAGCACACAACCUAGAAAGAUUAAAGUUAUAAUAGACUUUCCUGCAGGCAACAUUAUAAAAAAUGCUUCUACUAAACUUUUAAACCAAUAGGUAUUAAUUGAUGGAGAUUUCCUGUUGACAUUUGUUAUUGUUUCAACUUAAGGACCAAAAAUAGAUUAUGUAUAUAUGUCUUUUUAAAAGAAGAAUGUUUAUUUAUUGAAAGUGCUCUGAAGUAUAUAUUGUCAAAAAUAAAAUGGUCGAACAGUU
This is a messenger RNA of Mytilus trossulus (common blue mussel), 3329 nucleotides long. Its product is annotated as coatomer subunit delta-like. Gene Ontology annotation, biological process: endoplasmic reticulum to Golgi vesicle-mediated transport; retrograde vesicle-mediated transport, Golgi to endoplasmic reticulum; Golgi localization. NCBI's taxonomy places the organism in Eukaryota, Metazoa, Mollusca, Bivalvia, Mytilida, Mytilidae. The transcript is spliced from 12 exons. Gene Ontology annotation, cellular component: COPI vesicle coat. The record is from RefSeq and is a predicted model, not a curated record. Bases 218 to 1753 code for a protein of 511 amino acids.